CACAGGAAUUAACGCCUCAAGACGCGUCCCUGCUGCAAGAUACACCCGCUUUAUAAAGAGGGCGUCGUGCCCGGUGCAUCCGACCGUGAAACUAAAACCAAUAAGCUUUCCUGAUCGAGCUAGCAGGCGACGCGGAGUUCGCGCGCUACUGGGCUCGUGUGCAGGCCGCCCAGAGAGGUGCUAACCACCCCCAAGACGCAUCAAUUACCUCAAAGACUAUCUCGAGAGAUCUGCACGCUCCCAAAGAAAACAUUGCACCCCAGACCCGAAACCAUAUCCGCUGCCAUCCUCUCGUGAACACUCACAAACCAUCUUCUGCAAUCAGCACCCACGGCACCCUCUCUGCAGCGACGCAAUCAUAGUCUUACACCAACAAACCAGCACUUUACGCAUACCUCCACGCACACGCUUCCAUACGACUGCCGACUCAGAACCUCGAUUCUUGAAAGGGCCCAUGAGCCGUAGCCUCGCCGAAAAUGAAGGCUGCUCCGCUUUUGGUGUCCUGGCACAACGAGAACGCUCCCAUAUACUCAGCUCACUUUGAGCCGCACGGCAAGGGACGUCUGGCAACAGCUGGCGGAGACAACAAUGUCCGGCUUUGGAAUGUCGAGACACAUGGUGAAGAGCGCAGGGUCACCUAUCUGUCAACCCUCGUAAAGCACACACAGGCCGUGAAUGUGGUACGAUGGUGUCCACGAGGCGAAAUGCUCGCGAGCGCCGGCGACGAUGGCAACGUCCUGUUGUGGGUUCCAGCUGAGAACCAGACCACGCACAACUUCGAAGAGGGUCUCGAAGACAAGGAGACAUGGCGGGUCAAGGCCAUGUGCAGGUCUAUAGGGUCUGAGAUUUACGACCUUGCCUGGUCUCCAGACGGCGUCUUCUUCAUCACAGGAAGUAUGGACAACAUUGCCCGCAUAUACAACGCUCAAACUGGAAGCAUUGUACGCCAGAUCGCCGAGCACAACCACUACGUUCAAGGCGUGGCAUGGGAUCCCAUGAACGAAUACAUCGCAACCCAGUCGUCCGAUCGAUCCGUGCACAUCUACACACUGAAGAACAAGGACGGUCAAUUCUCGUUGGCCCAGCAUAGCAAGGUCACCAAGAUGGACCUACCCGCGCGACGUGUGUCCUCGAAUAGUCCUGCACCUCCAGACUUCGGCGGCCGAGCGUCCUUCGUUGCCGACUCAAUGGCCAUCGGCUCGCCGGUGCCAUCAAUGCCUGGCACACCGCAAUCACUGGCUCUCCCAACCAUGCAUCCGCCGCCAACUUCACACAGUCGUCGUUCAUCGUUCGGCUCCUCUCCAUCGAUGCGCCGCUCCGCCUCGCCCGCUCCCUCGAUGCCACUACCAGCGGUCAUGCCGAACUCUCCCAGUAUCAGCAGUAUCGGCACGAUUGGGGUUCGCAAUGCACCCAUCUACUUCAACGAAACUUUGACCUCGUUCUUCCGACGCCUUACAUUCGCCCCCGAUGGCAGCUUGCUGUUCACGCCCGCAGGCCAAUACAAAGCGAUACACCCGUCAAUUGGCGAAGCGAAACCAGCCGAAGACAUCACAAAUACAGUGUACAUAUAUACGCGUGCAGGGCUGAACAAGCCUCCGGUUGCAUAUCUUCCGGGUCACAGGAAGCCAUCGGUUGCUGUUCGUUGCUCACCGGUGUACUAUACCCUACGCCAGACUGUUCCACCUACGAGGCAGAUCACCAUCGAUACUUCAAACAUGGACGACGAGAUUCCUUCCUUACCCGAGCCAGUCAUGCCUUCAAAGCCUCCUACGUCUCAUUCAUCCAUGGAUCCUCCGCCCAUUACAAGUGCACCUUCCCCUUCCCCAAGCCUCUCAGCGCCGUCACCAAAGCCCACCGAUGGCGAAGCUUCUUCCCAAUCUGGGGUGCCAGCCGGGCCCCCGUCAGCUUUCACUCUCCCAUAUCGAAUGAUUUAUGCCGUUGCGACACAAGAUGCUAUUCACAUUUAUGAUACGCAACAACAAAAGCCACUGUGCAUUGUCAGUAAUCUGCACUUUGCUACUUUUACUGAUAUUACUUGGUCCAAUGAUGGCUCAAUGCUGCUGAUGACCUCUUCCGAUGGCUUUUGUUCAUCGGUCACAUUUGCUCCUGGCGAACUUGGAGAGAAGUACACUGGACCGCUAGCUGUCCAUAGUCGACCACAGCAGACACCUGCUGCGAUCAAUACCACAGGGGGCCACGCAUCGAACAACUCUACUCCAACCCCCACACCAACGACUGGAAGCAUGUCAGCUACUGCAACGGCAACUGCGCCACCUAUGCAGAGGCAACCAUCUGCAGGCUUCCCAGCCUCUCCGAGCUCCUUCGUUCCCGCAAGACCCGGCAGCCCCACAAGGAGCAACUCUGUUUCCAGCAUUGCUACUGCUUCGUCCUUUGCUCCAGGUGCAGGUGACCAGAGCAACAUGAACGCCCCAACCCCAGCUAUGUCGUCUGUCCCUAGUAUAGCUGCCGCCAAUUCUGGGCCUGUACCAAUGUGGACGCCACCCCUUACACCAGCUCACGGACAAGGCGCGACUCACAGUGCAAGCAGCUCAGUCGGUGGCAUACCCAACAUCGGCCAGGUCGGACGAAGAGAAAGCGAAAUGAGCGAGUCUGAUCGUGACGAUGUAUCUUCAACCUCGAAGAAGCGAGAGUUGCACGCGGUACCAGAACCGGACGUAGAUGCGCGAGAGAGCAAGAGACGACGGAUUGCGCCAACACCAAUUACAAUGAUGGCGGAGGGCGACAGUGCAAUUGCCAGCACCGAAGAAGAUACCCCCACGCAGACGCCAGGCCAGCAGUAGGCUUUUCAUAUUGUUCAACUGUUCCUCCGAUUUGAUGGUUGCGUAUACCUUCUUUUAAGCAUGGCGUUUAGGAUAUUAGGGUUUCAUCCACGGCGAUAUCAUGUACAGGGCUUUUCUUCUGCCUGAUCAUAUACUAGCAUGGUGCGUUUAUCAUCCACUUACCAGAGCUUUCACUGCACGAUGAUACGUGCGAUUCAUGGUUCAAAAGAUAGGUCACAACCAAUGCAGGUAAAUUCAAGUAGAGUCACCCUCCCUU
Molecule: messenger RNA, 3057 nt
Organism: Alternaria alternata
Lineage: Eukaryota; Fungi; Ascomycota; Dothideomycetes; Pleosporales; Pleosporaceae
Product: chromatin assembly factor 1 protein
Exons: 5
Coding region: 477-2801 (774 amino acids)
Biological process (GO): DNA replication-dependent chromatin assembly; nucleosome assembly
Cellular component (GO): CAF-1 complex; nucleus
Molecular function (GO): protein binding
Source: RefSeq, a predicted model, not a curated record